GUGUGACUGUUGUACGCUGCGCACUUCUAAACAAUCCUCUGUCUUUGGACUGUGAGGACACUAACUGAAUCCAGACAUUACUUCGCAGAGUGAUUGUUUACAGUGUUAUUCUACCUGUUGAAUAGACACAAUGGAGAACUGCUGUGGGCUGAUCACUGCUGAAAAGCAACCAGUUCCUCUGAAGAGCAUCGAGGUGGACCUGGAGGUGAGGGAUCAUGUGGCUACAGUGGCCUCCACGCUGCAGUACGACAACAAGGAGGACAAACCAAUCGAGGCUGUGUUUGUCUUCCCUAUGCCCGAUGAAGCUGCCGUCUGUCAUUUCAGUGCAAAGAUUGGACAGACACUGGUUGUAGCAGAGGUGAAGGAAAAGCAGAAAGCUCGUGAGGAGUACGAUGAUGCGCUGAGCUCCGGUCAGCAGGCCUUCUUAUUGGAGGAGAGCGACCAAACUCCAGAUAUCUUCUCUCUGAGUGUGGGCAGUCUGCCUCCAGGAGAGAGCGCCUCCAUCAGGCUGGAGUAUGUCAUUGAGCUGGCUGUGCAGGCAGACGACGGCCUGAGGUUUUGUCUGCCUGCUGUGCUCAAUCCUCGAUACCAGCCUCAAGGAAGUGAAGGUGGCAGCGUCCAGGUGACAUCUGUUCCAGCCUUCAUCGUUCCCUACAGUCUGUCUUUUUGUGCUCGGGUGCGCUCACCUCGGCCGAUCUCUAAAGUGGAGUCCAACUGUUCCCUGGACCCUCUGGAGUACCUGAACCCAGAGCAGACCCAGGCCACGGUGAAACUGGCUGCAGGACACAAGUUUGACAGGGAUGUUGAAGUGCUGAUUUAUUACAAAGACAGUCACCAGCCCUCUGCUGUGGUGGAGGCAGGACAGGCUUCUGCCAAGUCUGGCACUCUGAUGGGUGAUCCAGUGGUGAUGCUGAGUCUGUACCCUGAGUUCCCACAGGAUGUGGUGUCUUCACUUGCCUCACAUGGAGAGUUUGUGUUUUUACUGGAUCGAUCUGGAAGUAUGGGAAGCAUGAAUCAUGGUGUGACUCGCAUUGCAAGUGCCAGAGACACCCUACUGCUCCUGCUGAAGAGUUUACCAAUGGGCUGCUAUUUCAACAUCUACAGUUUUGGAUCCUCUUAUGAACACAUCUUCCCUAAAAGUGUAAAGUACAACAAGAAGACGAUGAAAGAGGCUCUGAAGAAAGUUGAGAAGAUGGAGGCUGAUCUUGAAGGAACAGAGAUUCUUCAGCCGCUAAAACACAUUUAUAAACAAGCCUGCAUUCCCAAUCAGCCUCGACAACUCUUUGUCUUCACUGAUGGAGAGGUGGGAAACACCAAAGAAGUUACAAAUCUGGUGAAGAAUAAUUCAAGUUCCCACAGAUGUUUCUCUUUUGGGAUUGGACAAGGAGCCAGCUCUGCUCUGAUCAAUGGUUUGGCCAAAGAAGGAGGAGGUCAUCCUCAGUUUAUCACAGGAAGUGAAAGGAUGCAACCAAAAGUGAUGCAGUCACUGCGAUUCGCUUUGCAGCCAGCCGUGGCCGACACGUCAGUCACAUGGGAUUUGCCAAAGGGAGUGUCAGUUACUGUUCUCUCUCCACCCAUUAGAACGAUUUUCCAGGGUCAAAGGUCACUGCUUUAUGGUCAGCUCACUGGACAGAGUUCAAAGUCAGACGAGGGCUGUGUGACGGUGAAGUACAGCCUGGCAGGUCAUCCCUCUGAGAACAAGCUCCGCUUCAGUCUUAAACCUGCAGAGGACACUGGUUUAACAGCCCACAGGCUGGGUGCACGAACUCUGAUUCGCUCCAUGGAGAUGGAGGAGAAGAAGCAAGAUGAAGCAGUGAAACAGAAGAUUGUGGAAGUCAGUGUCCAAUCAGGAGUGAGCAGUUCCUUCACUGCAUUUAUUGCGGUCAACAAAAGUAAUGACCAGCCGAUUCAGGGGCCGCUGUUGCGUAGAAAUAUUCCCCUACCCAUGAUGAGGACCUGCAGUAUGCCAAUGCGUAAAAUGAAGAUGGGUUGGGCUGGAGGUCCUCCCACAAUGGACUGUAAAAAAAAAUCCAAAGGUUUUUUCUUCGGGGCAUUUCAAGGUCAUAAAUCCAAGGGACUUUCGGGACCUGUUGGUGGCUCCAGUCGUGAAUGCAGUGCUAAGGUGGCCAAGUCUUAUGAUUCCACGCUCUCCAGUUGUAGUAUGUCACGCAUGUCACACAGGUCUUGUGGUCUCCAAAGUUUAUCAGUGACGUUGGACAUGCCGAAAGUAAAUGUGGACCUUGUGUCAGCCAAGCGUCCCAGAGACCCUUUUCUGCAGGUGGUUUCUCUGCAGCAGGCCUCUGGAUGCUGGGAACUACAGCCUGCUCUGGCCGAUGCGCUGUCAAAGACGAGUGAUGAUAUGGAAAAGAAAAAACCUGCAUCGGUGAACAAUGAAGUGUGGGCCACCAUCCUGGCUCUGAUCUGGCUUCAUGGUUUUCAGGUGGAUGCUAAGGACGAGUGGGAGCUUUUGGCUAUGAAGGCCGUGUCAUGGCUCCGCUCACAGAAUGUAUCGUGUGUUCCAGAGUGUGUGGAUGCUGCCAAUGCGCUGUUGGGUUGUAAGGUGCAGAAAGACGCCCUGGGGCUCUGAACCUUCUUUAAACCAGUUUCUCUGUAGGGUUGUACACAGUGACAAAUGUUCAAUGUCCUGCAGUGUGUACUUGUGUUUACAGUAUUUGCUGCCAUGUUAUGUGCCAUAACUAUUGAAAUAUCCUCUUUAAUGUUUUAUUUUUUCAUUUGAUGCUUCCUCCUGUUUCUAUGAAUAUCUGUUUCUUAUUUCAAUCACUUAUGGAGUUUAAAACUAAAUGCUUAUAAGAUGUACCAAAAAUCUGAUCAAAGUAAACAACUCUUUGCACCACUAUGUCCAUAUCUCUACAAAUCUAUAACAUAACUACAGGAACAUUACAGGACAACACAUUCAAUAAACCUACAUCCAGUCCA
This is a messenger RNA of Sphaeramia orbicularis (orbiculate cardinalfish), 2937 nucleotides long. Its product is annotated as von Willebrand factor A domain-containing protein 5A-like. Gene Ontology annotation, molecular function: calcium ion binding. Lineage: Eukaryota; Metazoa; Chordata; Actinopteri; Kurtiformes; Apogonidae. Gene Ontology annotation, biological process: homophilic cell-cell adhesion. The transcript has 21 exons. Gene Ontology annotation, cellular component: membrane. Bases 131 to 2587 code for a protein of 818 amino acids. The record is from RefSeq and is a predicted model, not a curated record.